AUGGAGUCCAGUUUCCAUGAAAGAAGGACACUAGAGUCCACAAAGUCACUCAUGCCACUAAGUCUGGCGGAACCGAUAAUACCAGCCGAGACUAUUCCUCGAUGUCAACUCACACCAGACAACUGGCGUGUCUACACUGAAUUUUGUCCAGGAUCCCCGACGGGAGGAGGAAAAUGUGAGCAUGCCUCGAAGAAACCGGUUGAAGAGCUGCAUAUAUACGCCUUCAGAACUAUCGCCCUUUUGAUGAUACUCUUUUUCCAAAGCCAAAGACUCUACUCCCCAGCAUCUCAGCCGCAAGGUCUCGAGAUGACGGAGUUGUCAAUAUUACUCGGCUCAAGUGUAAUGCCGUAUCAGAGCGUAACUCGUUCAGCAAUAGUCUUGAAUCACUUGCCUUCAUUCUACGUGCAGCAUUCCGUUAUCUCCAGCCAAACAAAUCUUCAGUUGCAGGGCAAGCCACUGGAGGCUCAUGGACUAGUAUUACCGUCCAUUCGAUGGUACUCGUUCUUUGAGGCGGAGAUCAUGUUCCAUUUCCAUCAAGCCAAAGAUAAACUGCUUCGUCUAAGCAAUUCCAACCCAACCUUCAAGUUACAUGUACUAGAACCAACAGGCAUUCGUGUUGCCUAUUUGGGCCGGUACAAGCCAUAUCUCACAUUAAGACAACACCAGCGCAAUCGAGACUUCCUCCCAACGACCCAAAACAGCGCCAUUACCAAUUAUCCGGUCGAGCCCUCGCAUCUCCCGCAGAAACUCCGCACGAACAGGCAUUACACAGCUGGACCAGGGGAAAACUGGUCAGUCGGUUCACGGGGCCACCCAGCAACGUACCCAACACUCGGGUGCGCCGCGCCAAGUUGCCUGGACACAACCACUCCGUGGCUCAGCAUCCGAGACAUUGGAUGA
Colletotrichum lupini is the source of this 900-nucleotide messenger RNA. RefSeq lists its product as uncharacterized. NCBI's taxonomy places the organism in Eukaryota, Fungi, Ascomycota, Sordariomycetes, Glomerellales, Glomerellaceae. The transcript has 4 exons. The record is from RefSeq and is a predicted model, not a curated record. The coding region runs from base 1 to 900 and encodes 299 amino acids.